UGACGAUUGUGUCAGUCAGACGAUCGAUGGUGCCGCUGCUGAGCAGAAAAACGGACGAAAAGAUUUGUAAAUUGGCAUCACCAAGCGAAGUAACUCUUCAAUUAAACUCUUACGUCAGGAGGAAUAACCCUGUGCGAGGCCCUACACUCCGAGUGUGACUUGGAGCAGCAGCCAUGUCGGGCUCCUACGAUGACUCCAUGAUCGAUGUCUCCAGUGACAGCUUCUGGGAGGUUGGUAACUACAAGCGCUCAGUGAAACGGGUAGACGAUGGCAGCCGGCUCUGUAAUGAUCUGAUGACCUGCAUUCAUGAGCGAGCACGUAUUGAGAAGUCCUACGCACAGCAGCUCUCAGAAUGGGGAAAGCGCUGGCGCCAACUCAUAGACAAAGGCCCUCAGUAUGGUACGCUGGAGCGGGCGUGGUCUGCUCUGUGCACGGAGGCGGAGAAGGUGAGCGAGCUCCACAUGGAUGUGAAGUCAGCGCUGAUGGGAGAAGACUACGAGAAGCUGAAGAACUGGCAGAGAGACUCGUACCACAAACAGAUGAUCGGCGGCUUCAAAGAGACUAAAGAGGCGGACGACGGCUUCCGCAAGGCUCAGAAACCCUGGGGGAAGAAACUCAAAGAGAUGGAAACGAUGAAGAAGUCAUACCACUCUGCCUGUAAAGAAGAGAAGCUGGCAGCCAGCAGGGAGACAAACAGCAAACUGGAGAGCAACAACAACCCCGAAUCCCAAAAGAAGCUCCAGGAAAAGGUGGAGAAGUGUCAGCAGGAGGUGGAGAAGACUAAAGAACGUUAUGAGAAAUCCCUGGAAGAACUGGACAAGCUGACCCCUCAGUACAUGGAGAACAUGGAGCAGGUGUUUGAGCAGUGGCAGCAGUUUGAAGACAAACGGAUUCGCUUCUUCGGGGAGCAGCUGCUGGAGGUUAAACAGCACCUCGAUCUCUCAACCAAUCACAGAUUCCAGACAAUCUACCAGACGCUGGAAGACACGGUGACUGCUACUGACGUUGAAGAGGACCUGAAAUGGUUCCGGUCCAAUCACGGCCCCGGCAUGCCAAUGAACUGGCCCCAGUUUGAGAAUCUUGAUUGGUCCCAUCCUCGCUCCUUUAAGAGAAGGUCCAUUGUAGACUGGUCCAUAGAUCUAAACCGGACCCUCAGCAGACGGGAAAAGAAGAAGCCAUCAGAGGGCGUCACACUGACCGGCAUCAGUCAAACUGGAUCUGACCAGCCGGUUCAGCCUGCUAAAACCAGCAGCAGCCUGACUGUACCCAGUAGCACAGCACCAGUGGGUUCAAACCCCUUUGAUGAAGAUGACGGAGAGGAGGAGAAGGAGGAGGAGGAGGAGGAUGAGGAUGAGGAGGAGAUGGCCGUGGAGCAGCAGCAGACCAUAGUCAACCACAACAGUGUGAACAAAGAGGAAAUAAAAACCGCGAGCAGUAUGGAGAAGACUCAGGACUGGUCAGAUGAAGACACAGGUGGUAACCCUUUCUCUGCCAACGGUGACGGCAAUCCGUUUGAAGACGAGCCGGCUUCUCCUGUCGUCUCUGUCCUCGUCAAAGCUCUCUACGACUAUGAAGGACAGGAGCAGGACGAGCUGACCUUCAAAGCAGGGGACGAGUUCACCAAAAUCGGCGAAGAAGAUGAUCAGGGUUGGUGCAGAGGUCGGCUCAAGGAAGGAAAAACAGGCCUCUAUCCUGCUAACUAUGUGGAAGACAUCCAGUAAUGAUUUAUGACAAAUCAAUAAAUGUGAAUAAAAAGUAAGUGGUGUGUUGCGAGAUGAGUGCGGCUGGGAACGAGGAGGCUCUGCAUUAUUCGGACCCUUUUCUAAGUGUUGGCGAAGACUGGACCGGUGUUGGAGAAGGAAGGUGGAGAAGUUGCAGAUUAUGAAAGGACCAUUUGAAAAGUUAUUGCUCGCCACAGAUUGACAGUUAAAAGAUGGAAAUGUACCACAAGUUUCCAGAUGAUUUCAAGCUAAGAAGACCGCAGAGAAAAAAUGCAAAGACAUUACUUAGAAUCCCAUUUAUGCUGUUACAAAAAUAAUAGCCUUUCAAGUAUAUAUUAGAAGAGAUUAAAUGUAUGUGUGGAUUUAUAUAUUGUUUAAACGAAACACUGGGAGGACACAUCGUCUUGCAAUGUUACAUGCAGCCUUAAUAUGGAAGCCACUGAGGAUUCAUUGAGGAAGAUUACCCUUUUUAUAACCAUGAAGAUCUAUUUAGGUUUAAAACCAUGUUUGCCUUUUAGAAUCCAGUCCGUUAAUGUUAAGAUUUUCUUUUUAUGGACAAAGAAGGCCCUUGUGUUGAGAUUAUUAUGUGAGAUUUAACCUGAUUUUAAAUGAGUGCUUACCUGUCCUGCCAUUCCUUUCAGGGUUGUCUUUCCACUCAGUUCAUCAACUGUUCUGGUUAUUUUAUAAGGAAUUAUACAAAUCAGUGGAGCGUUAUCCUGAUAUUCUUUAUUUAGUUCACAAUGGGUCGGUUCCUCUAGGCACUGCAAUUGAAUGUAUAUUCACUGAUUGUAUUUCCUCACUUAUUUUCGCUGAUUACUUGUUUUUCCCAGCACUGACCCCCCCUGAACAAACUGUCCUCAAACCUUUCACACAAGUCUCUCUCUACCUUCUGUUGAUUGGAGAUUGCAAUACUAUAUGGGUUAUUUUACGCAACACUGAAGGUUUUUCACAAACGUUUAUCUCUCCUGAAUCUCUAUGUUUUCAUUGUCUCACUUCUUGUAUAACGUCAAGACAUGGGAGAAUAUUUGAGUGUUUUUUUGAAAAUACAUCACAAUUGAUAUAGCAAUAAAACCACAGCCAAGUGUGGCAUUGCAUACAUGCAUGUAAAUAGCCUGGAUGAAAGAUAUUAGAACAAAUUAAGCAGCAAUAUCAGAUGAUUUGUAGUUAGGAAUAGAUGAUUGUUAAUUUAUGAUGCCACAAGUGCUUUUGUUAUACUCUUGUUAGAAUGCUGUGACUGAGAAUCAGUUUGUAUAGUAAUUGAUCGCUUGGAUCUGUUAUUUUGAUAUAUUUGUAAAUAUUAUUAUCCCAUAACAGAUGGCCAUACUCAUUGAAUUAAUCAACGAAUAUGUGAAUACUUGUUAAUCUUUCCUUUGGAUCUAUGAUAUGAAUGGACCUGAUUUCUGUAGGCUUGCAUUUCUGCAAAAAUGAACUGCAGGUUUUUCUUUUGAGCAAGCUUCAAAUAAAUGAAAUGCCCAGUGCAUCCAUGAAAUCAUUAAACAAAAAGCUAUUUGAUGUCUCUACCUGCUACAUGAGAGGAAAAUUAAUUUGGUUGUGUUUGAUAAUAGUGAGAGAGGAGACCAUGUUUUCAGGGCAUGCUGUCAAAAAGGCAGCAACAGCUGUUCUUGCACAGUAAGGUUUGUAAAUGUUGUCCCACAACAUAAUAAAUGGAUUUAUUGGAUAAGCA
Messenger RNA from Trematomus bernacchii (emerald rockcod), 3405 nucleotides. RefSeq names its product protein kinase C and casein kinase substrate in neurons 2 (gene pacsin2). The record is from RefSeq and is a predicted model, not a curated record. Gene Ontology annotation, biological process: regulation of endocytosis; cytoskeleton organization; plasma membrane tubulation. NCBI's taxonomy places the organism in Eukaryota, Metazoa, Chordata, Actinopteri, Perciformes, Nototheniidae. The transcript has 12 exons. Gene Ontology annotation, cellular component: cytoplasm; endosome; plasma membrane. Gene Ontology annotation, molecular function: phospholipid binding; protein binding. The coding region runs from base 174 to 1721 and encodes 515 amino acids.